GGGGCGUAGCCUUUGUUGGGGGCGUGGCUAUCCUAUUCGAAAGGCGGGGCCUGGGUGGAACCCAGCCUAUGGCAGUUGAGAAGCCAGAGUGAAGGGGCUACAACUAGUCUAGUGCGAAGCAGGGCCAAUGGAGGGAGAAAUUGGGGGCAGAAGGGGCCGGACCUGGGCGGAGAAAAGCUAAAGCAGGCCGUCUGCGCGCCCGAGCCCACGUGACGGGGCGGCACGCGGAAAAGCUUGUGCCCGCACGAGGCUGCCCGAGCAGCGUGACUGGAACGUGGUGAGCACGAACUCGCGCACGCCCAAGCCUCGCGACAAUUACCACCAGUGGGACGGGCCGUUUGAGUACGCGCCUGCGCACAACGUGCCUCGUGCCUUCCCGCGUUUUUCUGGAUUCUUCCACCACCGGAGAGAAGAAGCCGGCGCUUGUCCUGGAGGUGGGGUGGCCGCAGAGUCCCGAGGGACCCCAGGCAGUGAUCUUUCCUCAUCCCUGCCCAACCAGACGUCGCUGUUCCAGGCUCAGACACUGGACCAGCAUGCCUACGCUGCGGUCCUCCUCCUCCCCAAGCAGUGUGUCCUCCCCGCUGCGGAGAGCAGCAGGAGGUGGACAGAGGGGCUUGUCUGCAUCCUCUAGUUCGUCUGUCAAUGCACUCUGUGGUGACAGGGACUCGGACCCGACUUCACAGGGGGAUAGUGGUUCUUUGUCAGCUGAUGAAGGCAGUGACUUUGAAGAUAGCCUGAGACGCAGCGUGAAGAAGAGAGCAGCAAAACGACCACUCAAAACAACCCCGGUGGCAAAACAUCCAAAGAAGGGGUCCCGAAUGGUACGUGGUCGUGGCCAGAAAGACUCAGAGCUACCAGCCAGUGAUCUCUUUGAUGCUGUGAAAGCUGCCAAAAGUGACAUGCAGUCUUUGGUGGAUGAGUGGCUGGAUAGCUACAAGCAAGACCAGGAUGCAGGAUUCCUGGAGCUCAUUAACUUUUUCAUCCGAUCUUGUGGAUGUAAAGGCAAUGUGACCCCCGAGAUGUUCAAGAAGAUGUCCAACUCAGAGAUCAUCCGGCACCUAACAGAGCAGUUUAAUGAGGACUCAGGAGACUAUCCCCUGAUAGCACCAGGUCCAUCCUGGAAGAAGUUCCAGGGCAGUUUCUGUGAAUUUGUAAAGACCUUGGUCUAUCAGUGCCAGUAUAGCCUUCUCUAUGAUGGCUUUCCUAUGGACAACCUCAUCUCCCUGCUCACGGGCCUCUCAGACUCCCAAGUCCGUGCCUUCCGUCACACUAGCACCCUGGCGGCCAUGAAGCUAAUGACCUCCCUGGUAAGAGUUGCCCUUCAGCUGAGUCUGCACAAAGACAAUAAUCAGCGACAGUAUGAGGCUGAACGAAAUAAGAGGCCAGGACAGAGAGCACCUGAGCGGCUGGAGAGCCUGUCGGAGAAACGCAAAGAACUCCAAGAGCAUCAAGAGGAGAUUGAGGGGAUGAUGAAUGCCCUCUUCAGGGGUGUCUUUGUGCAUCGGUACAGGGAUGUCCUUCCUGAGAUCCGUGCUAUCUGCAUUGAGGAGAUCGGGUCUUGGAUGCAAAGCUACAGCACAUCUUUCCUCACUGACAGCUAUUUGAAAUAUAUUGGCUGGACCCUGCAUGAUAAGCAUCGAGAAGUCCGUCUGAAGUGCCUGAAGGCUCUAAAAGGGCUGUACAGCAGCCGGGAGUUGACUGCCCGCCUGGAGCUCUUUACCAGCCGCUUCAAGGACCGGAUGGUUUCCAUGGUCAUGGACCGAGAGUAUGAUGUGGCGGUGGAGGCCGUCAAGUUAUUAAUACUUAUCCUGAAGAACAUGGAAGGUGUGCUGACAGAUGCAGACUGUGAGAGCGUCUACCCUGUUGUGUACGCCUCUAACCGAGCCCUGGCGUCUGCUGCAGGGGAAUUUCUGUACUGGAAGCUCUUCUACCCUGAGUGUGAGACUAGGACAGGGGGUGGGAGACAGCGACGCCGAAGCCCACGCGCCCAGAGGACUUUUUUCCACCUUCUGCUGUCCUUCUUUGUGGAGAGUGAGCUCCAUGACCAUGCUGCUUACUUAGUAGACAGCCUGUGGGACUGUGCAGGGUCUCAGCUGAAGGACUGGGAGAGUCUGACAAGCCUGCUGCUGGAGAAGGACCAGAGUGCGUGCCGUGCGAUAACCGGAGGAGGGGACUUUUCACCUCCUAACUUGGGCGAUGUGCAGGAGAGCACACUGAUAGAAAUCCUUGUGUCCAGCGUUCGACAAGCUUCAGAGGGUCACCCGCCUGUGGGGCGGAUCACUGGGAGGAAGGGCUUAACCCCAAAAGAGCGGAAGAUCCAAGCCGAUGACAAGGUGAAGCUGACAGAGCACCUCAUCCCCCUGCUCCCCCAGCUCCUGGCCAAGUUCUCAGCUGACGCGGAGAAGGUUGCUCCCCUGCUCCAGCUUCUCAACUACUUUGACCUCAGCAUCUACUGCACUAGGCGCUUGGAGAAGCAUCUGGAGCUGUUCUUACAGCAACUCCAGGAGGUGGUGGUGAAGCACGCGGAGCCCGCGGUGCUUGAGGCGGGUGCUCAUGCCCUCUAUCUGCUCUGUAGUCCUGAGUUCACGUUCUUUGGCCGGGUAGACUUUGCCCGCAGCCAGCUGGUGGACCUGCUGACUGACCGCUUCCAGCAGGAACUUGAAGAGCUGCUGCAGUCAUCCUUCCUAGACGAGGAUGAGGUCUACAGUCUGGCCGCCACUCUGAAGCGCCUCUCGGCCUUCUACAAUGCUCAUGACCUGAGUCGCUGGGAGCUCUAUGAGCCAUGCUACCAGCUCCUCCGGAAGGCUGUGGACACAGGAGAGGUUCCUCACCAGGUGAUCCUGCCAGCCUUGACUCUUGUCUAUUUUUCCAUCCUCUGGACACUAACCCACCUUUCUGGAUCAGAGGCUUCCCAGGAGCAGCUGUUGAGUUUGAAGGACAGGAUGGUGGCCUUCUGUGAACUCUGCCAGAGCUGCCUCUCGGAUAUGGAUUCUAACAUCCAGGAGCAGGCUUUUGUCUUACUAAGUGAUCUACUUCUCAUCUUCAGCCCUCAGAUGAUUGUAGGGGGUCGAGAUUUCCUUAGACCCCUUGUCUUUCUUCCUGAAGCCACUCUCCAGUCUGAACUAGCCAGCUUCCUCAUGGACCACGUCUUCAUCCAGCCUGGAGAACUGGGCAGUGGUCAUUCCCAGGAGGACCAUUUACAGAUCGAGCAGCUGCACCAGCGGCGCCGCCUCCUGGCUGGGUUCUGCAAGCUCUUGCUUUAUGGGGUCCUGGAGAUGGAUGCGGCCUCUGACGUUUUCAAACACUAUAACAAGUUCUACAAUGACUAUGGUGACAUUAUCAAGGAAACAUUAACUAGAGUACGGCAGAUUGACCGGAGUCAUUGUUCCCGAAUCCUGCUGCUGAGCCUCAAGCAGUUGUACACAGAACUGCUGCAGGAACAGGGGCCCCAGGGCCUGAAUGAGCUUCCAGCCUUCGGUGAGAUGCGGGACCUGGCCCGAAGGUUUGCCUUGAGCUUUGGACCCCAGCAGCUACAGAACCGUGAUCUUGUGGUCACGCUCCACAAGGAAGGCAUCAAAUUCUCCUUGUCUGAGCCUCCUCCAGCUGGCUCCUCCAGUCAGCCCCCAAACCUGGCAUUCCUGGAGCUCCUUUCCGAGUUUUCCCCCCGACUCUUCCAUCAGGACAAGCAGCUGCUACUGUCCUACCUGGAAAAGUGUCUGCAGCGUGUCUCACAGUCACCUGAUUGUCCCUGGGGUCCAGUCACCACCUACUGCCACUCCCUCAGCCCUGUGGAGAGCACAGCAGAGGCCAUUCCUCAGGGCUACCCCCGCUCCAAGAAGAGGCGCACUGAAGGCCCCUCCAGGCGGCAGAGAGAGGAUGUCUCUUCAUCCCAGGAAGAAAGCCUGCAGCUGACCAGCGUCCCACCCUCACCCACCCUCACCUCCACAGCCGUGAAGAGGGGGCAGCCCCUGAGGAGCUUGGAAGAGGUGGAGGAAGAAGGCAGAUCAGCACCACAGCUUACCCAGCGCCAGCCCCUUUCAGGUAACCAGAGGUCAAGGUUCUCAAGUCCACGACAUUUCCGGACUCUGCUCAACCCUUCAGGUCGUGGUUUGGGCACCCGGUUGACCCGACUCAGCCUUAUGGAAGAGGAUGAAGAAGAGUUGGAAAUUCACGAUGAGUUAAGUGAAGAAUGGCAAGAUACAGACAAGCACUCUUCCCCCAGUGAGCACGGGCUGGACCUCUUAGAUUCCACUGAGCUGAACCUUGAGGAUUUCUGACCGGACUCUAUGCCCCUCCCCACCUCACCUUGGAAAAGGCAAACAGGAGAACAGAGCAGAAGGAACCGUUAUUUCCAGGCCCCACUCUGGUCUUUGAAGGGAAGGAGAGGGGGCUGUGCCUUCCUAACCUAACCUUUCUCUGAUGACGUUGGGAUAGAGAAGCCUUAGGCGCCCUGUCCUUCCUGAGGCUCCCUGGCUCUGUCCCCGAGUUGAAGAGUGCGCCUUUUUCCUGUGGUGUCUGGAGGGGGUGGGGGCCUUACCUCAGUAGUGCAGAGGCACUGCCUCCCUGUGUUGAAUGGAAAGAGCCCGAUAGUUUCCUGCAUUUUUGGAACAGCUUUCCCAGCCUCUUUUGUGCCCUAGUGAUUGAUUGAUUAGCUCAAUAAACAUGUUUCAAGCAGCUGGUUCCCGGGGUGUGGCUCAGGAUUGCUAAACUGAAGCACGUCAGGUUCUUUGCUGGUGUCUUUAUUUUUUUUAUGUACAUUUAUUUUUUUUAAUAACUUUUUGUUAGUCACCACACAGUAUAUCCUUAGUUUUCGAUGUAGUGUCCACGAUUCAUUGUUUGCUGGUGUCUUAAGCGGCUCUGCCUCCCUCCCCCCAUGGCGCAGGGUACAGACAGACGCAGGCCCUGCACGUGCCCCAGGCGCUUUUGUGUACCGGCUCCAGGGUGCUUAGUAACUGGGACACAUGGUGAGGCAGAGGAUCUAGGAGCCACCGCUGCCUGUCAGUAGUUUCUCUAGUGAGGACAGUUCACACUGAGGAGGGUGGCCUCUCACCUACACUGAGAACAGGCCGUACAUUUUGGCAGCCUUCACCCAAGGGUUCUUCCAGGGGGAAGAUCAUGACUUCAUCCCCAAGACACCUGUUAUAACUUGAAAUUGUAUAGAAUCUCAGUGUCUGAGUUAGGAGGAAACUUAGAAAAGUGACUCUAAAUGUCCAACCCCAAAUCCAAGACUCGGAUGCUCCCUUCUCCUUUAACCUUGCUUCCCCAGCUAGUUCCUCACCAAGUCCUGUCAAGUCAUUCUGCAAAAUCUCUCUCAUCUGUCAGUCUCUUUGCUCAUCGCCGCCACCAUACCUCACGUAGGCCGCCCCUGGAAACCUGCCUCCUUAAAACUCUAAUUCUUUUGUUCUUGUUCUGCUUCCUGGAAGAGCACGGCACCCCUGCUCUCGCUUUGCC
Messenger RNA from Ailuropoda melanoleuca (giant panda), 5451 nucleotides. RefSeq names its product STAG3 cohesin complex component (gene STAG3). Gene Ontology annotation, molecular function: chromatin binding. Gene Ontology annotation, cellular component: meiotic cohesin complex; chromatin; nucleus. Gene Ontology annotation, biological process: establishment of meiotic sister chromatid cohesion; sister chromatid cohesion. The transcript has 34 exons. Bases 534 to 4277 code for a protein of 1247 amino acids. The record is from RefSeq and is a predicted model, not a curated record. Lineage: Eukaryota; Metazoa; Chordata; Mammalia; Carnivora; Ursidae.